AUGAAUUUGAUUCUCCGAACAGAGGGCACCACCCAUCGCAAUCGGCUCAACGGUUCUGUGCUGCUGGCAUUUCUGUGGACACCUGCCCUGCACCACCAGCGGGCGCUGUCAAAAUUUUCUGUUCACGCCGCAAAACACGGACGCCGCUUCUUCAGGGGGAAACUGUACCUGGCCGGCUCCGAGAGCUUAUAUUUGCAAGCUCCAGCCGUACCAAAAGUUCCGCAUCGUCGUCCACCGCAUAACCGCGGCCGAUGGCGAAAAGGUCGUACUCUCAGGUACUCAUGGGAGCACUGA
Pyricularia pennisetigena is the source of this 294-nucleotide messenger RNA. RefSeq lists its product as uncharacterized. NCBI's taxonomy places the organism in Eukaryota, Fungi, Ascomycota, Sordariomycetes, Magnaporthales, Pyriculariaceae. The coding region runs from base 1 to 294 and encodes 97 amino acids. The record is from RefSeq and is a predicted model, not a curated record. The transcript has a single exon.